Peronospora farinosa is the source of this 243-nucleotide messenger RNA. The record is from the annotation of a GenBank genome assembly. NCBI's taxonomy places the organism in Eukaryota, Oomycota, Peronosporomycetes, Peronosporales, Peronosporaceae.
AUGGGCCACGUGAUGGACGAUGCCGACGAUUGGUUCGAAGGUGAUGAGCGACGCUCGUCCUCGAGCGCGUCGGACUUUGACUGGGACAAAACUGCGCGCUUGAUUUGCGCCGUGUUGCUACCACCUCUCGGUGUGUUCUUGCAAACUGGUUGCAACAAAGACCUAGCUAUCAACGGGUUGCUUACGCUUUUUGGCUACAUUCCUGGGAUUAUUCACGCCAUUUACGUGAUCUGCGUGAAUUAA